CUCUGAGGCAAGUUAAGGGUCUCUGAGGCGAGUUAAGGGUCUCUCAGGCGAGUUAAGGGUCUCUCAGGUGAGGGUCCAGGUACAUUAAGGUGUAUAUAUUGAUAGUUAUAGAUCAGCUGUUGGACUCACGUUGGAUUUGGCCACGUUCCCCCGCAGAGUGAUGUUCUUGCUGUGCUUCUCGUUGGCCAUGCGGAUCCUCUGUUUGGCCACCAUCUUCUUCUCUUGAGUGGUUUCUCACUGGUUCCCGGUGGUUCUGAUGGUUCUGAUGGUUCUGGUGGUUCUGGGGAGUUUUCCUGCGUCUUCUUCUCUGGUGGAGGACUGCAGACUGGGAGCCGCUUCUCUUGUCUACGUCCUCAAAAAGAUGCGAGGGUCAGACGGCACUUCUCUGCUGUCCGGACCCACCUGUGAGCCGCUGGCCAACUUCAACAGGGAUGCGCGGCCCUCCAGGUGUGUGACCUUCAGCCGAGAUGGGUCUCUGUUCGGCUGGUGCAACGGACACAGUGUGUCUGUGGUGCGGUGUGCAGACGGAUCCCUGCUCUCGACCUUUGACCUCCCCAAGACCUCCGUGCUGAAGAUCUCUCCUCAGAACACCGUGCUGGCUACCUGGCAGCCCUACAGCAAGGCUCAGGACAGUGCUCAGGGAGACCCUAACCUCCAGCUGUGGGACGUACAGAGCGGUCAGCUGCUCAAAGCUCUGUACCAGAAGAAGAUGGAGUCAUGGUGUCCCAGCUGGUCUGCAGAUGAGCAGAUUGCAGUGCGGAGCGUCAACAACGAGCUGCACUUCUACGAGAACAACGACUUCAACACGAUCGCCAACAAGCUGCACAUGCAGAAGGUCUCAGACUUCACGCUCUCUCCUGGGGGGGCGCCCAGCAAGGUGUGUGUUUACGUCCCGGGCAGUAAGGGCGCCCCCUCCUUUGUGAGGCUGUAUCAGUACCCUCAGCUCGGGGGGCCGGGGGCCGCACUCGCUAACAAGAGCUUCUUCAAGGCCGACAGGGUCAGCAUGACGUGGAACAACAAGGCGUUGGCGGUGCUGGUGACAGCGAGCACGGAGGUGGAUAAGAGCGGAGCCUCGUACUACGGCGAGCAGACUCUCCACUUCCUGUCUGUGAGCGGGGGGACAGCACUGGUGCAGCUGCAGAAGAACGGGCCCAUCUACGACGUCUCGUGGUCUCCCAGCUCUUCUGAGUUCUGUGUUGUUUACGGCUUCAUGCCGGCCAAAGCCACCGUCUACAACCUGAAGUGUGACCCUCUGUUCGACUUCGGGACGGGACCGCGCAACGCCGCCUACUACAGCCCUCAGGGUCACAUCCUGAUCCUCGCUGGCUUCGGGAACCUUCGGGGUCAGAUGGAGGUCUGGGACGUGAAGAAGUACAAACAGGUGUCUAAGCCCCAGGCUCCGGACGCCACCCACUUCUCGUGGUGUCCUGACGGGGAACACGUGAUCACGUCCACCUGCUCUCCCCGGCUGAGGGUCGGGAACCGGUUCCAGGUGUGGCACUACGGGGGGGCCGUGGUUCACAAACAGGAAGUGGCUGCGGGCACGGAGCUGUGGGAGGUCCGCUGGCAGAACCUUCCUCCAGGUAGCUUCCCCCAGAGGGCUGUCAGGUACCAGCAGGAGGCCGGACCCCUGGGGAGCACCCAGCCCCCCCCAACUCAGGCAUACCGUCCCCCCGCAUUGAGACACCUGCCCCCCGCUGAGAGGGCCCGACUGCACGAGGAGGAACCUGCUCAGAACCUCCGACCCGGAGACAAGAGUCUCUCUAAAGCGGCUCUGAAGAACCAGAAAAAGAGGGAAAACAAGAAGGCCGCCAAACAGGAGGUGAAAACUGACCCUCCGUCUGACCCCGCCCCCGUCAGCAACAACCAAUCAGAGACGAGCAUCGGAGAAACCGAGACCGACAAGAAGAUCAAGAACUUAAAAAAGAAGCUGAAAGCGAUCGAGGAGCUGAAGGAGCAGCAAACGUCUGGGAAAGUUCUCCAGAAGAACCAGCUGGAGAAGCUUCAAAAGGAGGAUCAGCUGCUGCAGGAGCUGAAGGAGCUGCAGAUCAGCCUUUAGACAAACACACAAACACACACACAUUCACUCACACACACGCACACACACACACAC
This is a messenger RNA of Gymnodraco acuticeps, 2113 nucleotides long. It is a transcript of the gene eif2a, whose product is annotated as eukaryotic translation initiation factor 2A. The record is from RefSeq and is a predicted model, not a curated record. Gene Ontology annotation, biological process: translational initiation. Gene Ontology annotation, molecular function: ribosome binding; mRNA binding; translation initiation factor activity. Gene Ontology annotation, cellular component: cytosolic small ribosomal subunit. NCBI's taxonomy places the organism in Eukaryota, Metazoa, Chordata, Actinopteri, Perciformes, Bathydraconidae.